Venturia canescens is the source of this 3507-nucleotide messenger RNA. RefSeq names its product NF-X1-type zinc finger protein NFXL1. The record is from RefSeq and is a predicted model, not a curated record. Bases 236 to 2767 code for a protein of 843 amino acids. Gene Ontology annotation, cellular component: nucleus. NCBI's taxonomy places the organism in Eukaryota, Metazoa, Arthropoda, Insecta, Hymenoptera, Ichneumonidae. The transcript has 4 exons. Gene Ontology annotation, biological process: regulation of DNA-templated transcription. Gene Ontology annotation, molecular function: RNA polymerase II transcription regulatory region sequence-specific DNA binding; DNA-binding transcription factor activity, RNA polymerase II-specific; zinc ion binding.
AGAGGCGGGGGUGUCGAGGGAGCGGCGGCACUGGAAUGAAGUUUGUUUACAGUACAGCGGUGAUCGUUCACCAGCACAAAAACCGAUAAUGUACUUGUUAUCACUUUUACUCGCAUGAACUUUGCGAUUGCCUCAGAUUUUCUCAGCCGGCACGUACAACACGUACGUGCCUGCUACGUAGCAGUUGGUUCUUAUUCUCUGCAUUGAGAUCGUGAUCUUAACCUCAAACGCCAAAAUGCGAAAGUUCCUGAGAGCUCAGGCUCAGAAUCAAGCGUCGAUUCAAAAACACCUAACAGAGCAGCAGACCAACAAAAAAGGAGCGUUGAUCGUCGAUUCUUCGUCGAGCGAAGAGGACGACAAUGAAGAUCGGGAACAAGUUUUGCAACUCGCCGUCUCAAAAGUUGUCUCUUCUUACAAAGGCGAAGGCGGCGAUACCGAAAAAUCUCUUUCUUAUCUGACUGACAUUUUUCAAUCCGGUGGAGCUACUUGUCUCAUUUGCAUUUCCUCAGUGAAAAAAACGGAUCCAAUAUGGAGUUGUUCCACGUGUUUCGCGUUCAUGCAUCUGGGCUGUAUUCAGCAUUGGAUACACGACAGUCUCGGCUACAAACGGGAGAAAGGAAUAAAUCCUUUGUGGGCAUGUCCAAAAUGUCGGAUGGAAUACACAGAAGAGGAGACACCAAGAAGAUACACUUGUUUCUGUGGGCAGACAACGGACCCGGCAUAUCAGCCAUGGCUGAUUCCUCAUUCAUGCGGAGAAAAAUGCGACAAAGCUUUGAAGCCAGCCUGCGGUCACCACUGCCUUCUUCUCUGUCACCCGGGGCCCUGUCCGCCUUGCCCGAAGAUGUUGGAAGUGCGAUGUUUCUGUGGGAAAGAGCCGCCGCGGCCGCGUCGUUGCAACGCCAAAGAAUGGAGCUGCGGUAAGGUUUGCUCGAUGAAACUAGCGGGUUGCGGGCACACCUGCCAGGAAGAGUGUCACCCGCGGGAAAGCGGAUGUCCGCCGUGUGCAGAGUUGGUAUCCUUAGAGUGUCACUGCGGCGCGGAGACGAAAGUUGGAAAUUGCAGUGAGGCCGACUGGAGAUGCGAAACGCGCUGCGGCCGGAUUUUCUCGUGCAAAGUUCACUCUUGCGAAGGGCGUUGUCAUCGAGCCGAGGACUGUGGAGAGUGUCCCGCCGGUAAGAAGCGCUCUUGUCCCUGUGGCAAAAAGCGCUAUCCCGGGGUGACGUGUAAACGGGAGAAAGAGGCGGGGCCCGGAAGCCUGCCGACGUGCGGCGAUACCUGCGGGAAACUCCUCGACUGCGGCUCGCACUACUGUAACAUGCGCUGCCACCCCGAGCGGUGUGGGCCCUGCUUGGAGGUCGUAACGAAAAGCUGUCGGUGUCGGAGUUACGUCAAAGAAAUAGCUUGCGCCAAAGAGUUUCAUUGCAACAAAAAGUGCGGGGGAAUGCGCGCCUGCGGAAAUCACACUUGCAACAGAAAGUGCUGCGACUGCGAAUCUCGCGGGGUCCUCAAUCAGUGCGACAAAUUAUGCGACAAUACGCUCAACUGCCAAAAACACAAAUGCCUCGCCCCGUGCCAUCCCGGACCCUGCUAUCCCUGCCCGCGCACCAACGUCAUCCAGUGCCACUGUGGCAACAGCAAAAUAACCGUUCCUUGUGGCAGAAUAAAGCGUAUCAAGCCUCCGAUCUGCAACAAACUGUGCAAAACGCCUUCUGUCUGCUACCACCCGAAACGCGAGUCGCACAAAUGCCAUUACGGGCUUUGUCCACCUUGUCGGAAAGUUUGUUCUCUCGUGAGAAAAAAAUGCGGUCAUCCUUGCACCGCGAUUUGCCACACCAAAGUCUGGGUCAAAGUUACUCCCAAAAAUCCUGAUGUCAACGCACGAGACUUGAGCAGAACGCAUCUCAAAAGUUUCCCCUGCCCACCCUGCGAGGUCUCCAUCAUGGUCACGUGCCUUGGCCAACACGAGACGAUUCCCUUCGCCUGCCACGAGGCCAAACCCUUCUCGUGUCAAAGGCCCUGCGGUCGAACCCUCACUUGCACCAACCACACUUGCGAAAUUCCUUGCCACAGCCUCCUCGGGGAAGAAGAUCAAAUCGUCGAUUGUCCUGAGUGCGAACGACCCUGCUCCCGUCCCAGACCGGACGGGUGCCAACAUUCCUGCCCCAGGCAAUGCCACGCAGGAAACUGCUACCCCUGCAAACAACUUGUUCGAGUUUCUUGCCACUGUGGCAUCAAUCAUUUGUACAAACGAUGCGCUCAACUCACUUCCGUCGACUCAAUGACGGAAGAUCAACGUCGGGAACUGCUCCAGUGCGGAAAUCAGUGUCCCAAGAACUAUCCUUGCGGACAUCGUUGUGUAGAGAAUUGUCAUCCUGGUGAGUGCCCAAACCCGGAAGGGUGCAGCAAAAGAGUGAAAGUUUGGUGCCCCUGCAAAAGGAUUAAGAAAGACUUUCUUUGCCUGGAUUUGCGCAACGGCAGGGCUCAAGUUCAGUGCGACAAAACUUGUCUGGAAAUAAAGCAGGAAAAAGAGAGAAUAAUCGAGAUGGAAGCGGCGAGAAAACGGAACGAGGAACGAGCCAAACAGCGCAUCGAAGUUGAACGAUUCGAGAGAAAGUUCAAGCCACGACGCAGAACGAAAGAUUCGGGACCUUCGAACCAACCUCAACAACGAGGCUCCGGGUAUUUGCUCAAAAGGAUCGCCCUUGUUCUCGCUGGCCUCGUCGUCGCUAUUGCUUGGGCUAUUUACCACACAAAUCAACAAGCAUAAGAGAUGCAGCAUUACGAAAAACGAGCCUGACCAUCUCAAUUAUCGUUUAUGUAAUUGUCACAGUGAUUUUUGAUCCAAAUAUAUGAGACAAAAACAGAGACUGAGACUAAACGAUCCUAAUUGACACAUUCUGUUGAAUUGAUCAUGGUUAGGAAACAUCGCAGUUAGUACACUAAAAGAAGGUAAUUUUUUUUAGACCUUUUUCUUGAUUAUGACGAAAUUGAUCUUGACAACAAAAUUUGCAUGCCUUCUUCCGGAUUUUCAUGGUGUACAAUCUUCUUCGUACGGAAAUAUUGAUUCUCGCAAAAAAUAUCGUGAAAUAGGUUGCUCGAUCCGUUAGCGUUCGAAAAAUCUAACGAAUUUCUCUAUUUGCGUAAUUUUUUUGAACUUUUAGUAAAUCUGAGAGAUGAAACGAAAUGAUUGGAUUCAACAACUUUUUCGAAAGAAUCAUUCUUUGACGGAAGUUAAUGUACCCUUUUCCGAAUUUUUAAUAUUUAUUUGUCGUUGUGUUUGUACAUAAUUGAGUUUGCAUUGAAGGUGACUAAGAAAGUCGAAAGAAUCCUCGAGUUUUUCAUUUUGACGAUUAUUCCGCUCGUUGUGAUGUGCCACGACGAGGAACGUGGAUUCUAAAACUUUUUAUUAGCAUUUCAGAAUAUUUCAUAGCGAAAAUCAAGAAUUCCGUGUUUGGCAUUUCUUGUAAGAUUGGAAUAUGUAAUAAAACAUUUUCAAAAAUCGAAAAA